This is a messenger RNA of Vidua chalybeata, 2531 nucleotides long. Its product is annotated as microtubule-associated protein 6-like. The transcript is spliced from 4 exons. Gene Ontology annotation, cellular component: microtubule. Gene Ontology annotation, biological process: microtubule cytoskeleton organization; attachment of mitotic spindle microtubules to kinetochore. Gene Ontology annotation, molecular function: microtubule binding; calmodulin binding. NCBI's taxonomy places the organism in Eukaryota, Metazoa, Chordata, Aves, Passeriformes, Viduidae. The coding region runs from base 1 to 1758 and encodes 585 amino acids. The record is from RefSeq and is a predicted model, not a curated record.
AUGAAAUUCAAGUGUUAUGAUGACUUCUUCACCUUGCACAUAGCCCACUUCCAAAGGCAUGAAUGGGACAAUGAAGGGAUUGCUGCAGGAUCACUCCAGGACCGCUGCAGGAUCGCUGCAGGAUCGCUCCAGGAUCACUCCAGGACCGCUGCAGGAUCGCUGCAGGAUCACUGCAGGAUCAGUCCAGGAUCGCUGCAGGAUCAGUCCAGGAUCGCUCCAGGAUCGCUCCAGGAUCACUCCAGGAUCCCUGCAGGAUCGCUCCAGGAUCGCUCCAGGAUCACUCCAGGAUCCCUGCAGGAUCGCUCCAGGAUCACUCCAGGAUCGCUCCGGGAUCGCUCCAGGAUCGCUCCAGGAUCCCUGCAGGAUCGCUCCAGGAUCGCUCCAGGAUCCCUGCAGGAUCGCUGCAGGAUCACUGCAGGAUCGCUCCAGGACCGCUGCAGGAUCAGUCCAGGAUCGCUCCAGGAUCGCUCCAGGAUCCCUGCAGGAUCGCUCCAGGAUCGCUCCAGGAUCACUCCGGGAUCGCUCCGGGAUCGCUCCAGGAUCGCUGCAGGAUCGCUCCAGGAUCGCUCCAGGAUCGCUCCAGGAUCAGUCCAGGAUCGCUGCAGGAUCGCUCCAGGAUCGCUGCAGGAUCGCUCCAGGAUCAGUCCAGGAUCGCUGCAGGAUCGCUCCAGGAUCAGUCCAGGAUCGCUCCAGGAUCAGUCCAGGAUCACUGCAGGAUCGCUCCAGGAUCGCUCCAGGAUCACUCCAGGAUCAGUCCAGGAUCACUGCAGGAUCGCUCCAGGAUCGCUCCAGGAUCAGUCCAGGAUCACUCCAGGAUCAGUCCAGGAUCGCUGCAGGAUCGCUCCAGGAUCGCUCCAGGAUCCCUGCAGGAUCGCUCCAGGACCGCUCCAGGAUCACUCCAGGAUCGCUGCAGGAUCACUCCAGGAUCAGUCCAGGAUCCCUGCAGGAUCGCUCCAGGAUCCCUGCAGGAUCGCUCCAGGAUCACUCCAGGAUCGCUCCAGGAUCGCUGCAGGAUCACUCCAGGAUCACUCCAGGAUCGCUCCAGGAUCACUCCAGGAUCGCUCCAGGAUCGCUCCAGGAUCGCUGCAGGAUCGCUCCAGGAUCGCUCCAGGAUCAGUCCAGGAUCGCUGCAGGAUCGCUCCAGGAUCGCUCCAGGAUCACUCCAGGAUCACUCCAGGAUCACUCCAGGAUCGCUGCAGGAUCGCUCCAGGAUCACUCCAGGAUCACUCCAGGAUCACUCCAGGACCACUCCAGGACCACUCCAGGAUCGCACUUGGGCUCCCAGGGCAGGGCCCGGUGGCUCCAGCGCGCAGGGCACUGCAAUCAUCGGUGCCACUGGCAGCAGGAGGCAGGCUGCAGAGCCCGAGCGUGCCUGCGCAGCAGAGGGAAUCCCAAAGCCCGGCAUCCCAAACCCUCUCCUACCCUUGGGGCUCUCUGCCCAGAGGCCUGAAAACGCAGCCUGCUCUUGCAGUGCAGACACAGCUGAAGCUCAUCACAGGACUGACAAGCACCUACUCUGGCAUUGUGGGUCAAACCUUUCCAUGUGCUAAGGCAGCAUAUAAGAGGAAAGAGAAACUGGCAGCAAACAACAAAAUUCAGAGGGAGAACAGAGAAGUCCACAGCUCAUUUUGCAGAACUCGGAGGCUGGGUAACCUGAAGCUUCCAGGAGUGGCAGGACAGAGAGAAGGAAAGAAGCUGCAGGAGAAAAAGGCAUCACAGAAACUGGAAAGAGAAGAAAGUUUUUACAAUUCCUUGUAAGAAAAGCAGUAACAGGUGUUACAUACCUUUCUGUAUCCAAAACUUGCAGAACCAAAACAACCUUCCUCCCUUAAAAUUGACUGGGAAAUAGGAAAGCCAGGAGGAGCUGACUCAUGAAUUAUUGAAAUCCAAGUUACUUACUUAAUUCUUAAACUUUAGUUACCCAGUUACAAAGUCUUGACCCUUCUAUUGCCACAAUCAUAUUUAUAAAGUGCUUUAUCCUAUUUUGGAAGCCUGGAGACCUCAAAUAAAUCAUGACCUAACCAGAAAAGGCCUCUCUGGAGGAAGCUGUCAUCAGCAGGCAGGUGGGGACGAUUCAGAAUGGGAGUUACCAAAGGUGACCUCAGAUUUUUUUGCCCCCCCAAAGAGCCAAAAAGUGAGUUAAAUGGCUUAAAUUGUAGAUUCAAAGAAGGCUUGGAAAUGCAACCACUCGGUUAUCGCGUUCUUGAGCGCAGACACGUGGCACAGCUAUUCAGUUCAAAGACAAGCGGGGAAGAUAGUUAUAAUAAACAAAAUAAACACACUUAUAAUAAACAAUCAAACCCAGAUGGGGCGGCUGUCUAGAUAUUUCCACCAACAGGCCGGGUUUUCUGCUUUCUCUUCAACAAAGAGAUGUCUCACUCGUGGAGGCUCUGGCCACAGUUCUCAGACUGUGUGAAACGCUAACAAACUUCUAUUCAUGUGAGUGGGGAAAGUAAGAGGGCUUUAUUAAAUUGUAAAUCUGCUGCUAAUUCAUCAGGCUACUCUGCAAGUGCCAGUUAUAAAACCCCACA